Messenger RNA from Camellia sinensis, 378 nucleotides. RefSeq names its product cinnamoyl-CoA reductase 2-like. Gene Ontology annotation, molecular function: oxidoreductase activity, acting on the CH-OH group of donors, NAD or NADP as acceptor. Gene Ontology annotation, biological process: steroid biosynthetic process. The record is from RefSeq and is a predicted model, not a curated record. NCBI's taxonomy places the organism in Eukaryota, Viridiplantae, Streptophyta, Magnoliopsida, Ericales, Theaceae.
AUGUUGGAGUAUGAAGGUCUCUAUUCUGCCAUUGCUGGUUGCACUGGUGUUAUCCAUCUUGCUUCUCCAACUCCCUUUGAACACAUUCCUAUUCCUAAUCCUGAGGUAGAAUUUGUUGAAUCGGCCAUAAAAGGAACAAGAAAUGUGCAAAAUGCAUGUUUGAAGGCAAAAGUGAAGAAGGUGGUGGUGGUGGUGGUGUCAUCUGUUGCUGUUGUUAUGGUGAACCCUAAUUGUCCAAGGAUCAACCCAUGGAUGAAAAUUGUUGGAGCGACCCUGAAUUCUGCAAACAAUUGGAGAUUUUCCCUCUGCUGCUCUCUAGCCCUGUUAUUCUUCUUCCAUACCCUCACUCCCGAAACUGCUGCUCUCCAGAUUCUAUAG